AAUCUAUAUCACCAUCGGUUCCAGGGCAAGUCUGUGGCAAUUCGACAUCAACCUUUGGAGCUUUGGAUCAAUUCGUGAUAAUCUCUAGGAAUCAGUGGAGUUUCCGUGUGGAAUUUGGAAGAAACCGAGCGACAUGGAAGCUAUGGCGAGCUACGUCAAGGACACCGAGCUACGGCUCGGUUUGCCCGGCUCUGACGCGUCGGAGAAGCCGGUCACAAGGGGUGGAAAACGGGCACUUCUGGAGGAUGAGUCCGACUUCAAUGAUUCUUCGCCGGAGGAAGACUCCGGUCGCAGGAGUGUUGUUGCCUCUCCAAUGGCGAAAGCACAACUAGUUGGAUGGCCACCGAUCCGGACAUACAGGAAGAACAACUUCCAGGCGAGGAAGGCAGAGACGGAGCCAGAGGCCGUCGGAUUGUUUGUGAAGGUUAGCAUGGAUGGGGCUCCUUACUUGAGGAAGAUUGACCUCAAGGUUUACAAGGGGUACAAGGAGUUCAGAGAGGCCUUAGACAUCAUGUUCAAAUGUUUUUCCUUAGGUGAAGUAUCAAGAAAAGAAGGUUCUAAUGGAUGUGAAUAUGCUAUCAUUUAUGAAGACAAAGAUGGUGACUUGAUGUUGGUUGGAGAUGUUCCUUGGGAGAUGUUUAUUUCUUCUUGCAAAAGACUAAGGAUAGUGAAAGGAUAUGAAGCAAGAAGUUUGAAAUCAAGUCAACCAAUUCUAUAAAAGAUACAAAUGAAACUUGAUCGUUUACUUCAUGAAACUAUGCAGACGCUGAACAGAGAAGGAAAGUUUGGAAGUGGAUUUUGGAUCACGUUCCAAGAAACUAAAAAUAUGAAAAGGAAAAUUACAAGUCAAGAUGCUAAACAUGGAUCAAAUAUGCAUUUAAUCGAGAAUAUGAGGCAUGUUGUAUAUUACAAGUCAAUCUAUUUUGUUAGAAUAAAAUUAUUUAUUUGUUUUUUUUCAUAAUUAUGGAUAUUGUACCCCUUAUGUCGCACAUGUGCGUUUUAUAAUUGUGCUCCGGACUUAACGAACUUCGUCCGCGAGUUACUUUUACAGUUUA
Molecule: messenger RNA, 1055 nt
Organism: Zingiber officinale
Lineage: Eukaryota; Viridiplantae; Streptophyta; Magnoliopsida; Zingiberales; Zingiberaceae
Product: auxin-induced protein 22D-like
Exons: 4
Coding region: 134-718 (194 amino acids)
Biological process (GO): regulation of DNA-templated transcription
Cellular component (GO): nucleus
Molecular function (GO): protein binding
Source: RefSeq, a predicted model, not a curated record